Molecule: messenger RNA, 537 nt
Organism: Candida tropicalis MYA-3404
Lineage: Eukaryota; Fungi; Ascomycota; Pichiomycetes; Serinales; Debaryomycetaceae
Exons: 1
Coding region: 1-537 (178 amino acids)
Source: RefSeq, a predicted model, not a curated record
AUGAAUGAAAACGAUGACAAGAAAAAAAAAAAAAAAAAAAAGAAAAAACGAAAAUACUUCGAGGCCAAUCACAAACACACUGGCACACAACAAGCAAUGGUAUUCUCAAGAAACUCUAUACUCAUAUUCGGCUUAUUAAUGGCGGGACCAUGGAUCUGGGUCUUAUGGAAGACUUCUACACCUACCAGAAUGCUACAAACGGUUGACAUUUCAAUAGGAUUUGACAAGCAAUCAGAGCAGUUCAACUUCCCUGACUUGGUAGACGCAACCCAGAUCCAAAUAGAUGCCGAGCUACCGUAUGUCACGAAUCGAUCAAUAGCCGUGAACCUUCUUGACAAUUUACGUGGAGACAUCCCCAAAGAAAGAACAAACUAUUCUGUCGAGCUUGUACUUUCGCGAGACAAUUCGCUUGCGGUUUCCCCCGACGGUCUAACAGCAUAUGUGUUCUACUCAUAUGAAUCAAUCCAGUCCAAUGAUCUUCCCUAUUUGAUUACACAGACAAUACUUUAUCAUUUAUUAAAGUCGGAAGUUGCCUAA